Giardia duodenalis is the source of this 5787-nucleotide messenger RNA. RefSeq lists its product as uncharacterized. Bases 1 to 5787 code for a protein of 1928 amino acids. The transcript has a single exon. NCBI's taxonomy places the organism in Eukaryota, Fornicata, Diplomonadida, Hexamitidae. The record is from RefSeq and is a predicted model, not a curated record.
AUGCGAUUCAGUGAUCAGUUUCUUGCUCGGGUGGCUUCCCAGCUGGACCUGAAGCUCCUCUUUAGGUUCCAGGGCUUGUCACAAAGAACAUACGAGGCCGGUUAUCAAGUUACGGCACUCAACAAUGUUGAUCUGCAUUAUCCGGGGCUGAAUAAGGUCUUGAUAAAAUACAGAAAGGUUCAGCAGGCAUCGAUAAUAAGCCUCUACUCGGCUCCUGCUCGCCCCAUUGGGGUCUUAUUUUAUCGAUAUUGGGUUGAUCUCAAGUCUCUUUCGUUCACCUUUCAACGCUGCGACAUCUUCGUUAACUUUAUAAGUACUUCGCUGAUUAAAGGAAAGGAUGAGACGGAAUCGGAGAAGAGCUUUCUGGCGUUAACAGACCUCAGCAUUACUAUCUACACUACAGGAGAUUCCAAAUACUGUUCGCCGCUAAGUGUCUUUCCUCCUGUGCAUGCAGCAAAAAUCAGAAGGCUGGUUUAUGAUUGCAAGUUUGAAACAAGAAUUCCUACCGCCUUCAAGAACUUUACUGCGAUUCAAGACCUUACCCUCUACGGACCAAGCGAGCCCAACUUUAGACUAAUUAACAUGCCAAGCCUUAGAAACUUAAGACACUUUAUUGUUCAUAAGGCGAACUUAUAUCCUGUUGAGAUUCUUGCUAUCCUAAAGAGUAAUCCAACAAUAGAGAUUCUUGAGAUCUAUGCUAUUUCUCUGGACCCUCCCCAAGACGAUGGCUUUUCCUUAGUGACAAUUUGUUCGGAUUUAGAGCGGAAAGAUGGUACUUUAUGCGAUGAACAAGACAGUCAAUACAAACAAACCUUCCGGAAAAAGUACAGACUGAAUCCGUACAAGACUGUCACCAACCUGAAAAGCAUUAUGAUAAGCACUGCAUCCCAGGUCCCUCUCGACAUCGUUACCCUUGUUACUGCGUGCAGUCCCCACUUGAUCAAGUUGUCUAUCAGCAAUUCUGUCUUUAUAUCGCGUCACUUUAUUAAAGAAACUCGCUUCCUAGACAUUCUCAAAGAAAACUUCACGUGUCAUAGCGUUCUAUCUCUUGCAUGUACUACAGAUAAGAAGCAGGAAGAGGAGGAAGAACGAGAACGCAGCAAGUGCCCAGCAGCUUUGCCUGCAGAUAAAAAUCGUUCUAAGCCUAAGUUACUACAGCAAAAUGAUGUGCCACCGGAUGCUGAUUUGAGUGGAAUCAAGCUCGUUACCCCAACAACAACAACAGCGUCACUAUCAUCUGGUCAGUCGUCUAUGUAUUCUGGUCUAAGCUCUAACACAGACAUUGUUAAGCGUCCGCCCUUCUCGUCAACAAUUAAGACAUGCUGUCAAGAUGCUCGGAUGACAACUGAUAGCAUGUCUACGCCUGAGCUGACAUCCUCAGUAAUAUUUGAACAGAACGAUAUGUCUAAGGAUGAUUUAAAAUCCACCUCUCUAAAGAGCUAUCUUCCCUGCAUUGUUACUGACGCUCUCGCGCAGAUUAAAACAGAUUAUCGAAAUGAUGCUGACCUUUCUUCGGAGGACACUAUACCGCCUUCUCUCUUCAAGCAUAACGUUGCAGACAGCUCUCUACCUAGUUUUCAAAUUAGAUACUCUGAGUCUCAGCCUCAUCUGGUAACGUACUCUGCACCCUACUCUUCAAUUUCUACUACAACAUAUGUCGACAACAUCCCUGAUUCUACAUUCAGUUUUCAAUCUUCUGUAUACUCAAUGAGUGCAAUGCUCCACAACCCCAGCCUCACUAUAGAUGGAUAUCCCAGGAAAUACUAUGAUAGCCAUCUUGCCAGAAAUAGAAGUAGACUAUCAUCAGCUACAAAUGGUAUUCAAAGUACUUACAAUGAUAUUUACAAUAGUGACCAAGAUAGCACCAGAUCAUAUGUUCUAGUGAACGAUGAGCCUUACAGCAGGUCUCCAUCAGAUGACUCUGACAACUCUGGUACAAAUCAAGAACUAGAUAGAGAGCAAGAUUUGGACCUGGUCAGCUUUCAUCAUCCUCGAAACAUUGUUUCCAACAAGAAUGUAUACUCCGGCGCUCUACCUCAUCUGUCUAACAAUUCUCAUCAAAUAACAUGGAACUUCUAUCCGUUUUUGAAUCCUCAAGAACGGAUGUUGUCUCACACCCAGAGUCCGUGGCAUGCAGAUGAUCCUAUUCAUAAAAGAUACCCGUUUGUUGGCCAGCUUUCCUCUCAGAAGAAGGAGCUCCCCUUUCUUAGCAAGCAGUUACAACCACCAUAUUACUUCAAUGAUCCUGCACUAGGUCACAGAACCUCUAAUAAGGAUGGGGAUAGACACGGAGGAAAGUGCUCACAACGUCCAAACUCCGUAGGAAAGUGUUCCGGUACAUCUGUAAGAUUUUUCACGAAAUGCCAAGACGCAACUGCCCAUAAGCAACGGAGUAAUGAAAGUAGCCAGCUCUCGCCGCUCAGGCCUGAAUCGUGUGCUCGAAGAGCGAGGAUGCACAUGCGCGUAUAUAGUUCAAUGAAUGAUUACAGUGGCUACGGAGUAUUUACUACUUCUAGUACACGUACAGACGCAUCACUAAAUAAUUCUGAUACUGCCUCUGUCAGAUCAGUGCAGUCAGGUACUCAUUUGGAUGCCAGUUCAGACGAGAAAGCCAGCUCGUUACCUCCAGCUAACCUAGAUACUAAUUUUUCCUGUAGUGCUUCAUUGCCUAGCUACAAAAAGACCUGUACUAUUCCAUUACAGACUGAAGAAGAGCCUCUGAACAACCUAGGAAAGAACUUACUUGAUGGCAUUCCAAACAACCCGCUGCUGAUAGCAACUGCCAAGGAAUCGCCUCACGCAAACACAGCUCCGUCACCUCCUGUUAAUUCACUGAGCUUGGAGCAACCAUAUCAGCCCUUGCAGAUAAAUCUAUCAAAAACUACCAACGCUUCAGACUCCAGCUUUGAGAAAUAUGUGACGAUGGUAACAGGCGUUUCUGCGAAGAAAAAUAAGCUCUCUAGUCUUAGUCAGACCUUGAGCCUUUUCGGUGGCUCUUUGCCUGAGGACCUCGAGAGUAAUGCUACCGCAAAACUGAUACCAGGAAAUACUCAGAAUGCUCAAGAGCAGCAAACUACAGAAGGCCAGAUAGACGAGGGUUUUAAGCCAUAUGCCUCGACAACAGAUCUAACUUCUCGAGAAACGUCCAUGAUAAUACCUCAUAAUCCAGGACUAACCAAUACUUCUACAUUCUCUGUGACUAGGAAUAUCAAUUCCUUGUUGCAGAAUAUGUGCAUUCCUCAAGACAGUGAAGAGGACCUAGAUGAUGCUGAGGAGGUAAUGCCACAACUACUAGUAUCACACCUUAGAGCCAUUUCCACUCCUAUAGUACAUCUUCACGAAUUUGAACAAUCAACCCGCAACGCGCUGAUUUCGGAACGAGUCCAUAAUACAAAGUGUUUUACCAGUCACGACGAUGCUUGGUCAUACAUUGGCAAGUGCAUGGAGUGGACUGAAGAAGAUAAGAUAAUAGCAGGGGGCUUCUACCAACAAACUGCCUGGAAAAAUGCUGCAUUUAUGUGUCAGCGGUACGAGAAAACAUAUAUGGACAUGGCCCGCAGUGCGGGGGUGCUAGAUGGCAGCACAGAUGAGGCCAGCUUCCAACCUAUCAUCAAGUGGCUUCAUCAAGGUAUAAGGUUAAAGGGACCAAAGCAGCUGAAGACAGCAUAUUUAUGGUCCAACUACCAUAUGUUAUCACCAAUAUACGACGAUUGCAAGUUCACCAUCAGAGAUAUGCAGAAUGAGCUCUUUCAAGCCAAGAUGAACUCACAGCUCGCUGCUAUUGAGCCUUUCUUUAACACCAAUAUCUCGGGAAAGCCAUUUUAUCAGACGAAAACGGCUAAUACGGGAUAUGUAGAGAAGAUUAUUCUUACGAGCAAUAAGCUGCGGGCGUCCAUGACCGUUGUUGCUAACGCCUCUGUCAGUACAAAGGAGCGAGGAGUGGAUGCCCAAGGCGAGAAGGCAAUUGCAGGUCUAAGCUUGACCUCAUUAUCCGGUUCUUCACAAAGCAUAACGGCACCAGCUAUCUCAGAUAAGCAAGCAAACGAGAAAAUCAAGUCGAUACCUGAAAGCGAAAGCACUAAGCCCUCUAAAAAGAAUUCUAGCGGAUCUAGAAAUGAGCAGUCAAUAGGGGCCAGUAAGCUUUCGAGCCUGUUGGCCGUCAUAAGAAAUUACAAUAAAACAGCGGGUGUGUCACCGAAAGCCGCUAAAACCCAAGCUAAGAAUCCGACUCUCAUUGACAGCUCUAAUCCAGAUCUGAUUCAGGAAUCAAGCAAUACAAAAACAAAUCCAUCAGCAUCUUCUUCAACUGGCAACUUGGAUCAAAGCAAAGAAAAUAGAAAAGUAUCGGAGCAGCAAAAUACGUCGCAGCUUUUGGACAUAUUCCGUAAAGACAUACAGCUUAUCGAUUUACACGAAGUUCAUGAUGUAUAUAGUCUACCAUUUAAUAAAAAUUUAGUUGCCGAGCCAGAUAAGAUGCUCUACUUCGACAUGAGGAUAAACCCUUGUGUCGAUCAAAUAAUAGGACAAAUAAUAACACAUGACAUGCUAGAGCAGGACAAGAAGGAGCAUGUGCAAAAGGUCGGGGAUUCCUUCGAUGGAUUCAGCCAGACCAAGAACAAUACCUUAUUUUGCAACAUUCUGCUUAUUUCGACUCUUUCUAGAUGCAUUACAAGGAUACAUAUGCCGUCAAUCCAUUUGUCGGUAGAUGAUAUAAUAUUAAUGGCUACUAGGUUUAAAAACCUGAGAUCGUUAGAGAUAGGAUCACUGCCCACUCCAACAUCUGACUUCCGGGACGCUCUUUCCGUUAGGGACACAACAGACGACGGCCUUGAGCAGAGACCUCGUGCAAAGAGCGACGGAGGUGCACCAGCCUUAGAUGGGGCCCAAAACUCCUCAGUUGAAGCGACAAUGGGCUUUAUGGUACCAGCAUCCUUUUCUAGAACAAUCAUAUCCUUUCCAAGCAUGACAGAACUUUUCCUUCGCAACGGCUACAUGGUUGAUAUUCUUCUUAUUCUUCAGCUAUUUCCUAAUCUCAAGUGCCUCCAGCUUGAAAACUGCAUUCUCUUGAACACCGUUACAAAUGAAAUGGCCUUUUGCUCUACCAACGAAUUUCGCAAGCAAUUUGUUUUAGAAGAACUAACUGUCAUUGGCAGUUUGAAGACAGAUCGUAUGACUCUCCGCAAUAUAAUGCUGCUGUUACGCGAUACUCUUACAACUGUCUAUUUGAACAGGACGAGAAUACCAUUGCAUAAUAUCUGGAGAAACAAUGUAGUGUAUAUGCCCAGACUGCGGCAUGUAACCCUGCAGUCAGCCAUCUACGAUGAGACUACUGAGAUGGACGAGUACAUAGCACGUUAUCCAAAGAUGGCCAACUAUGGGCGCUGUAGCCUAUCGUUGCUCGACCUUUUAGCAGUUAUAGCCUGCUAUCCUAAUUUGGAGACUCUGUCCUUCUCACAGCUCCACACGUUUGACUACGGUGGAGUGCAUGAGGCUGUUAGUAGCGCUAUAAUACUACGAAUACUCGACCAUCUUUCCGAAGCAGAUGGCACUUACUGUCUAAAGCGUCUGAGAACACUGUCACUUAGGGGCGCUUCAGAAGGCGAUGUUGACGUGUUUAUAUUGACAAUGGCUAAGAUCUGUGACAUGAAGAGUCUGACACGUGUGUCGCUAGAGCUUUUGUUCUGGAAUGGCGACAUUUUGAAACCAGCUAGUCUCCAGGAAUCAAAGCUUUUCUCAGAUGGUUGCUCUAUUUCUAUAGUGUUAGAUCAGACUAAGGAAACGCAGUGA